This is a messenger RNA of Olea europaea var. sylvestris, 704 nucleotides long. Its product is annotated as premnaspirodiene oxygenase-like. Gene Ontology annotation, molecular function: oxidoreductase activity, acting on paired donors, with incorporation or reduction of molecular oxygen; monooxygenase activity; iron ion binding. Bases 16 to 633 code for a protein of 205 amino acids. The record is from RefSeq and is a predicted model, not a curated record. Lineage: Eukaryota; Viridiplantae; Streptophyta; Magnoliopsida; Lamiales; Oleaceae. The transcript has a single exon.
GUGUAAUUGCAGGAUAUGUUUACGGCCGGAACUGAAACUUCAACCACAACAUUCGAUUGGGCGAUGACAGAAUUGAUGAGAAAUACCCGAGUGAUGGCAAAGGCGCAAGCUGAAAUAAGAGAAGCCUUUAAAGGAAAGAAGACAAUCGAGGAAAGUGAUAUUCAAAACCUAAAAUAUCUGAAGUUGAUAAUCAAGGUAAACUUUGGGGUACAUCCCGCUGUCACUUUACUCCCAAGAGCAUGCAGGGAAGAAUGUGAAGUCGAUGGGUAUACCAUACCCUCCAAAGCAAAGGUUGCUGUGAACAUCUGGGCUUUGAGAAGAGAUCCAGAAUAUUGGGAAGAACCAGAAAUCUUUAAACCCGAGAGAUUCGAGAACAGUUCUGUUGAUUUCUUGGGAAAUAACUUCGAAUAUAUUCCAUUUGGAUCAGGAAGGAGGUUUUGUCCGGGCAUGAACUUUGGAAUUGCAAAUAUUCACGUGCCUUUAGCUCAACUUCUUUAUCACUUUGACUGGAAACUUCCUCAUGGAAUGAACCAUAGUGAUCUAGACGUUAGUGAGAUACCUGGAGUAAGUGUGCAGAGAAAAAAUAACCUUUAUUUGAUCGCUACACCAUACAACCCAUCAAUUGAAGGUUAAUUUAUCCAAGGUUAGAGGGCAGUUCUUAUUGCCAAAUAAGCUACACUGCCUGGAUCAUUUGCUGUUUUUAA